Messenger RNA from Drosophila eugracilis, 1887 nucleotides. Its product is annotated as deoxyribodipyrimidine photo-lyase-like. Gene Ontology annotation, molecular function: deoxyribodipyrimidine photo-lyase activity. NCBI's taxonomy places the organism in Eukaryota, Metazoa, Arthropoda, Insecta, Diptera, Drosophilidae. Gene Ontology annotation, biological process: photoreactive repair. Bases 104 to 1828 code for a protein of 574 amino acids. The record is from RefSeq and is a predicted model, not a curated record. The transcript is spliced from 4 exons.
AAAAAUUUUUGAGGAAAAACUUUAAAUAAAUAAAUACUGUACUUUGGUACAUAAGCGAAAGUUUUUUGAGUAAUGAACAAUACUAUACGUGCAGCAAUCUACGAUGUUUCGUUCUCUGAAACAGCUGAUAGGGCUGCCAUCUUGUCAUUCAAUUAUGUUUACAUUUGCGUCACAUUGGCGCGAAUCGUUCAAGAUCGAUUUCUCUCUGCAUAUAAUGAAACGGGCUAAGGUGACUAAGGCAGGUCCAUCUAAGAAGGUCGCCAAAAAGCAAGAUGGCAGCCCCAAGAAAGACGCCACAAGUGAACAAGAGAGCAGUGAUGCGGAGGCUUCCACAUCGAAGUCUUCGCUGGCUUCCAAGCCGGAUUACCAAAACUUCGAGCAGUUCCUAACACACCUGGACCACCAGCGAUCCUGCGCGGCAUCGAACAUUAAAGAUUUCUCUUUUAGGAAGAAAAGGGUGCGCGUCCUGUCGAAAACCGAUGAUGUAAAAGAAUCUUGCCAAGGAGGCAUCGUCUAUUGGAUGUCCCGCGAUGGUCGUGUUCAGGACAAUUGGGCGCUACUCUUCGCCCAGCGUUUGGCUCUCAAAUUAGACUUGCCGCUGUCAGUGGUCUUUUGUCUAGUUCCCAAAUUCCUGAAUGCCACCAUCCGACACUACAAAUUUAUGAUGGGGGGCUUGCAGGAGGUGGAACAGCAGUGCCGUUCUUUAGAUAUACCCUUUCACUUGCUAAUGGGCCCCGCUGUGGAAAAGCUGCCGGAAUUUGUUAAAUCUAAAGACAUAGGAGCCGUUAUCUGCGACUUCGCCCCGCUUAGGUUACCACGUCAAUGGGUCGAAGAUGUGGGCAUUGCGCUUCCUAAGAGUGUGCCGCUUGUUCAAGUCGAUGCCCAUAAUGUAGUUCCACUGUGGGUGGCCUCCGAUAAGCAGGAGUACGCUGCCCGCACCAUUCGCAACAAGAUAAACUCCAAACUGGGUGAGUUUCUUACCGAAUUCCCACCUGUGGUGCGACAUCCACAUGGAACGGGCUGUAAGGACGUAAAACCUGUGGACUGGUCAGCUGCAUAUGCCAUGUUGCAAUGCGACAUGGACGUAGACGAGGUGGAGUGGGCCAAGCCGGGGUACAAGGCCGCUUGCAAGCAACUCUACGAGUUCUGCAGUCGUCGUCUGCGCCAUUUCAAUGACAAACGCAAUGAUCCUAUGGCAGACGUUUUGUCUGGACUCUCACCUUGGCUGCACUUUGGCCAGAUUUCAGCACAGCGCUGUGCUUUGGAGGUGCAGCGCUUUCGGACCCAACACAAGGCCUCGGCAGAUGCAUUUUGCGAGGAGGCUAUUGUCCGUCGGGAGUUGGCAGAUAACUUUUGCUUCUACAACGAACACUAUGAUAGCUUAAAGGGACUGAGUUCUUGGGCAUACCAAACUCUAGAUGCACAUCGCAAGGAUAAGAGAGAUCCCUGCUACAGCUUGGAAGAACUAGAAAAGUCCCUCACUUACGACGACCUGUGGAACUCGGCGCAACUGCAACUGGUGCGCGAGGGCAAGAUGCACGGCUUUCUGCGCAUGUACUGGGCAAAAAAAAUUCUCGAGUGGACUGCCACUCCUGAAGAGGCGCUGGAGUAUGCGAUAUUACUAAACGAUAAGUACAGCCUCGAUGGACGUGACCCUAACGGUUAUGUUGGGUGUAUGUGGUCUAUUGGCGGUGUGCACGACAUGGGUUGGAAGGAGCGCCCUAUUUUCGGAAAGGUCCGGUACAUGAACUAUCAGGGGUGUCGGCGAAAGUUUGAUGUAAACGCCUUCGUCAUGCGAUACGGAGGUAAGGUGCAUAAGAAAAAAUAAAAGCGAUGAAUGUCUUUGCCUUAGUUUUGAAUGCAAGCCAAGAGCAUUUAUAUAUUUAA